AUGGUCCAAGGAAAGGUGGAUGAAGAGCCAUAUUUUUUAUAUGACUGUGGCAGCAAUAAGGUCAUACCCAUGAAUCUCCUGAGAAAUGCGGGAAAGGCCAUGGAUUCCUGUGAACAAGAGUUAGAUACCCUGAGAGACAUGGGAGACAAAUUAAAAUCAUUACUGCCUGACAUUAAACAGGAGAAAUACUCAGGUGGAGCUCCUUUCACCCUGCAGGUCAGGAUGACGUGCCAGGGCAAGGCCAAUGGAAGCACCUGUGGAUUCUUGGAGUUUUUCUUGGAUGGACAGAGGUUCCUUACCUUUGACAAUAAGACAGCAAAAUAUAGAGCGGAUAAUUCCGUAGGUGAACGGCUGAAAAAGAAGUGGGAGAAUAAUGAGGAAUUGACCAACUUCUUCAAUAUUACCCUACGUGGAGACUGUAACUUAUUGCAUCAGUGCUGGGUGCAUCGGAAGAUAGAGCCGGAGACAACAGCUCCAUCACCCACUGUCUCAGCCACAGUCCCUUCCAAGGCCACAACCAAUACGCCCAUCGCC
Molecule: messenger RNA, 534 nt
Organism: Eptesicus fuscus (big brown bat)
Lineage: Eukaryota; Metazoa; Chordata; Mammalia; Chiroptera; Vespertilionidae
Gene: ULBP3
Product: UL16 binding protein 3
Exons: 3
Biological process (GO): antigen processing and presentation of endogenous peptide antigen via MHC class I via ER pathway, TAP-independent; positive regulation of T cell mediated cytotoxicity; antigen processing and presentation of endogenous peptide antigen via MHC class Ib
Cellular component (GO): external side of plasma membrane
Source: RefSeq, a predicted model, not a curated record